AUGUCUAAGCGAAUAAACGCAUUUAUCGCAUUUCGAUCAUAUUAUUCCAGACAAGUUAACGACUACAACAAACAAAUCAGCAUAUCGAGACUAUUAUCUGUCGCAUGGAAAAAUGAAAACAAGGAAUUAUGGCGAUCAUAUGCACUUCUCUAUAAUAGCUCCAAUUCUAAUAUUCCGUUUGUCGAUUGGCUACAGACCAAAGGUCCAAAAAAUUCAAAGCGUACAUCAACAGUUACGAAGUCUUUCAUAUCCUGGAAUGAGCUACUCAGCACUAGAAAUAAAAUCGAAGACGUUUUUCUAGAUCUUCAAUAG
Molecule: messenger RNA, 312 nt
Organism: Komagataella phaffii GS115
Lineage: Eukaryota; Fungi; Ascomycota; Pichiomycetes; Pichiales; Pichiaceae
Exons: 1
Coding region: 1-312 (103 amino acids)
Biological process (GO): positive regulation of mating-type specific transcription, DNA-templated
Cellular component (GO): nucleus
Molecular function (GO): DNA binding, bending
Source: RefSeq, a predicted model, not a curated record